Messenger RNA from Schistocerca gregaria, 534 nucleotides. Its product is annotated as N66 matrix protein-like. The coding region runs from base 1 to 534 and encodes 177 amino acids. Lineage: Eukaryota; Metazoa; Arthropoda; Insecta; Orthoptera; Acrididae. The record is from RefSeq and is a predicted model, not a curated record. The transcript has a single exon.
AUGGAAGAUCGGGGACUGGAGGCACAACAUGAAUUUGAUGAUAACAGCACUGGAAAUUCUGUUGCUGAGAAUGCUAGUAAUGGAGCCAAUACUACUCCUGCUGUCAAAAGUAGGGACGAUACUGAUGAAGUCAACAAUACUGGAUACAAUGGAAGCAUGGACAAUGAUGGUGACAUGGAUUCUGGAGGCAAUGGAAAUUAUGGUGGUGUUGGGGAUACCAAUGCUGAAGGUGCUAGUGGCCACAGUACUGAAGGCAGUGUUUGGGACACCAGUGCCAAUAAGUGCAGUGAUGGCUAUAGUAAUGAAGAUGGUUUUGGAGAUGCCAAUGCCACCAGGGAAGGUGGCAACAUAAAUGAAGACAACAUUGGAGAUGGCACUGCUGUACAGAAUAAUACCACUGAAACUGAGUUUAUUUGUGCCUCUGAGUGUAACAAUGAUCAUUGGCAGUAUGUUGAACAGCCUUAUGAUGGUGGUUAUGCAGGACCCAAUUAUGAACAAAUAUUUGAACAAGAUGUUGUAGUGUGCAUGCUUUGA